AUGUAUCCGUCCACUUAUACCAUGAUAUCCAUGCACAUGUACACAACAGCAAAGAGGUGUUGUAGCAGGCAGGCAGGCGCACAUUUUGACAAGAGGAACAUCCUUCACGACACGUCCUGGGAUUUGGCGGAAAGAAACAAAAGAAAAAAAUGCAGAUAUGCCAGCGAAACUCGAGUGCACUGGCAUUACUUUGCAGGACGUAUCUCCUCUGAAUUAUCUAAAAUGCAACGACAGUCGUGGCGCAACUUCACUGUCGACCGCCGCAUGAAUCGUGCCUUCACUCGCUGCACACGCUCGUCUGUACUGGUGUAUAUUUUAUAUUUUCAGCUCGAUGUGAUAGGAAACAGCAAGUUACAACAUUUCAUUACAAAAAGCAGGCUAGUAGACAAUCAAGAUGGAUAUCUUGGCAGAUGUUGUUUUCCAUCGGGGAUGUUGAUGGAACACGGAAUGGAAAAUAUCAACCAGAAACCACAACAAUCUCUGAAUGCCGAACGAACAAAAUCUAAUUUAAGUAGAAGGACAAAUUUGCAAAUAUCUUUCUAUGAAAGUUUCUUUAAAUUCGGAAAAAAUAUUUGGCAACAUUCGUGCCCGUUUCAGAAUGCACCAGAUAUAAAAAUAACAAUUGAAUGA
Messenger RNA from Helobdella robusta, 630 nucleotides. RefSeq lists its product as hypothetical. NCBI's taxonomy places the organism in Eukaryota, Metazoa, Annelida, Clitellata, Rhynchobdellida, Glossiphoniidae. Bases 1 to 630 code for a protein of 209 amino acids. The transcript has 4 exons. The record is from RefSeq and is a predicted model, not a curated record.